This is a messenger RNA of Haliotis rufescens (red abalone), 13833 nucleotides long. RefSeq lists its product as uncharacterized. The coding region runs from base 31 to 13764 and encodes 4577 amino acids. The transcript is spliced from 82 exons. NCBI's taxonomy places the organism in Eukaryota, Metazoa, Mollusca, Gastropoda, Lepetellida, Haliotidae. Gene Ontology annotation, molecular function: protein binding. The record is from RefSeq and is a predicted model, not a curated record.
CUCGAUUCCUUACAAUCAGGAAAGGUGAGAAUGGACCGCCGGAUUGUCAUUCUGCUGGCGGUGACGGUUGCCCUUAAUGGGGCAACGUCGAAAAAACCAAAGAGAAGAGAUGCUGCUGCUGAUUGUGGUGGAAACAACGAUGUUGUAUUCGUAGUAGACUCAUCCGGCAAUGUCGGGAAAGACAAUUUUAACAAAGAAAUUGACUUUGUCAAACAAACUGUAAAUCAUUGGAAUGUUGGUCCAACGGGAAUGCAGGUUGGUCUGGUAACUUUCGGAGACACGGCCCAAAACCAGUUCUAUCCCAAUACUUAUUCUAGCCAAGCGGACGUUCUCAACGCCCUGGGUAGCGCCAAAUUCAUUGGUGGUAAGGCCAACACUGCCGAGGCUAUUAAAAUCGCCUAUGAGAACUCAUUUAAUCCUCUGAGAGGCGGCAGGAGUAAAUCCCCGCACACCAUCAUUCUGGUGACAAACAGCGCCUCCAGUGCCAAGGACCUUACCCUUCUGGAAAGCAAGAACGCCAAGGACAAUGGCGACGUCAUAUACACAGUCGGUAUCGGUGGUGCAGUGGACGCUAGUGAGUUGUCGCAAGUGUCCAGCGACCCAGAUUCAAGAUAUGUCUUCAAAGCAGACAGCUUCCAGUCUCUGAAUGGCAUUGCAGAUUAUCUCGCCCUCAAAGCAUGUAAUGAGCUUCCAACUGAUCCGAAUUUCCUGCCUACACCAACUAGUUGUCUGAACAAGGCCGACCUGGUUUUCAUGUUAGACUCCUCGUCCAGCGUGGGCUCGGCCAACUUUCAGAAGCUCGAGGGUUUCCUCAAGGACUUCGUCAAGACCGUCAACGUUGGCCCUGAUGCCGUCCACGUCGGCGUAGCUCAGUUCAGCAGUUACCCAUCCCUGGAUGUUUCUCUCAACAAGUACACCAACAGACCAGAUCUGCUCAAGGCCAUUGGUAACAUCAACUACCUCGGUGGAGGCACCAACACCGCCGACGCCAUCAAGUUCGUGAGGGAAAAUAUAUUCGCUACUGGUGCCAGAACCGGUGUCCCUCACAUAGGAAUCCUGGUCACUGAUGGUCAAUCCUCCAGUACUGUACAGACGACGUCAGAGUCCAACAAAGCCCACCAGAGCGGAAUUGGGGUCAUCUCCGUCGGCGUCGGCCCUGCCGUUGACCGAUUGGAGUUGAAUGCCGUCGCCAGCGACCCCGACAGCCAGAACGUCUUCACCGUUAACAACUACGACCAGCUCAACACCAUCGUCAACCAAGUCAUGGGCGCUACGUGCAAAGUUCAACCAGGGUCAUCGAGUAGCGCUUCCCUGGGGCCAGACACGUGCACGGACCUGAAGAGCAACUGUCCCCAGUAUGGCCGGGAUGUUUGCAUACAGUAUAAAGACUGGUCCAAAACCAACUGCAAGAAGUUCUGCGGAUACUGUCCAUCGUCCCUCACGACGACUCCCGCCCCUUGCAAGGACGCCCUGGCCAACUGUCCCAGCUACGGACCCAACGUGUGCACCAACUACCGGCCUUGGGCGGAAACCAACUGCCGACUCUACUGUGGCAUGUGUGUCAGUGGUGCCUCUACAAUGGGAUUUUACGGCAAGUGCUACUACAAAGGGAAUGCGUACGCACAUGGCGAGAAAUGGGCAGAUGGAUGCGCCUACGAGUGCACUUGCACUGAUGGAAAUGCUGGAAAAUAUCAGUGUUAUAACAAAUGCCCCGUGUACUACAACCUACCCACUGGCUGUACACUGGUGAAGAAGUCAGGAGAAUGUUGUCUGCAGCCCGUCUGCAACUUUAACCCAGCCAUCAACUCGUUCUCAGGAUCUGGCUCAGGCACCAAGAAUGGAAUAAGCGUGUGCGUCUUCAAAACCAAGUCCUACUACCAGGGACAACAGUGGGAGGACGGAUGCACCUCCACCUGCACCUGCACUGACGCCAUCACCGGCGCCUACACCUGCUCGGAUCUAUGCGGAACGUACAAAAAUCUGCCCAGCAUCUGUCAGUUGCAGCAGACCCCGGGGAAGUGUUGCCAGACUCCGGUCUGUGAGUUCAGUCAACAGCAAGGCAGUUUCACGGGGUACGGCUCGGUCAGCGGUCACGGUACUGGAAUGACCGCCACUGCAGCACCCCCCUGCACGGACACUCUGGACAACUGCGCCUCGUAUGGACGUUCUGUGUGCAAGUCUUUCAUCGGCUGGUCUCAGAGCAACUGCAGAAAGUACUGCAACCUCUGCAAUGAUGGUCAAGUUAUCGCCGGCGCUAAUGAUCACUGUCUGUACAACGGUCACACCUACACACAGGGCCAGAACUGGAAGGUGUCCUGUGACCAGGAGUGUGUCUGUGAGAACGCCGUCUAUGGCUACUACAGGUGUCUCAGCACGUGCCCCACCUACAACAACCUGCCGUCUGGCUGCACUGUUUCUAAACAGGCUGGUCAGUGCUGUCCGAGUGUACAGUGCAGUGCCGGGACCUUCGUCUCCUCCUCCACCAACCUCAACAAUAUCGGUAAUGGCGGCAUGAUCUGGACCGGAACCGGAACUGGAACUGGAACCGGAACCGGAAGUGGCUCUGGUGGUUACGUCGCACCGACCCUUCCCUCUGGAGCAAAAGCUCAACCAGGAACUGGCGGAACUGGAUACCAGGCGCCAAAACUCAACGGCUGUCUGUACAACGGCGGGGUCUACGCCCUCCAUCAGCGGUGGAACGACGGCUGCAGCAAGUCCUGCGUGUGUUCCGACGACACAACUGGCCUCUACAACUGUAGGCCGAGAUGUCCGACCUACGCAAGCAUGCCCGCCGCCUGCACCCUUGUGGCCGACCCCAACGACUCUUGCUGCCUGAUCCCCCACUGUACGGGUGCUGUGGCCGGCUACGUUGCUGUCCCGUCGUUUGGUCAAGCUGUGCAAGGCCACGGGGCUGUCCAGCCUCCAAGUACAGGCGACCUAUGGAAGGGAGUGGGUGGCUACACCAUCGUCCAGUUGGGACCCACCGUCCCCGCGCCCACCGGGGGAGUCGAUGUCUUUGGUGGAAUUGGCUACUGCAUGUAUAAAGGCAAGCAGUACCUCCCUGGACAGACGUGGGAGGACGGUUGCGACUACAACUGUGUCUGCGACGACGCCACAUACGGCCACUACAAAUGUGUCGAGAAGUGCAUCCACUACUCAAACCUCCCGGAACCGUUCUGUCGCCUCGUCCCCGACCCUGCUAACGCCUGCUGUAAGAUCCCCCAGUGCAACUUCACCGGACCCUACCAGGGCUUCACGGGUUACGCCUCUUUCUCCCCCAACACGCAACCCCAGGAAACGACCACGCCCCUCCCUACCCCAGGACUGCCGUUCUGCGUCUACAAGGGUAAACACUACAACAAGGGCCAGCAGUGGUACGAUGGCUGCAGCUACAAAUGCAGUUGUGAUGACUCCCAGAACAACAAAUACACGUGUCUCAGUAGAUGCCCAGAGUACAAGGAUGUAGCCCCUGGGUGCAAGGAGGUUCCUGACCCCCGGGACCCUACGUGCUGUAGGAUGCCGCAGUGUGCCCCCUCCGUUGCCGGGACCCCCACCGCCGGUACUGGGCUUGUUCCCGUCCUUCCUACUGUCCCCGCAGGGUCAGUUACAGGGACCGGUACCCAGACCUCUGGGGGUACCGCUAUAGGCUACUGUGAGUACAAGGGUACGCAGUACAAGAAGGGAGCUCGAUGGGAGGACGGCUGCGACUACAACUGCGUGUGCGAGAACGCCGACACAGGCAACUACCGCUGUACUGAGAAAUGUCCACGAUACGCCAACCUCCCCUCCGCUUGCCACCUCAUCACCGACUUCGCCAACCCCUGCUGCCAGGCCCCACGGUGCAACUUCGGCAGCAGUGGUAGCGGUGUGACCGGGUUCCAGACCCCUCCUUCCGGCGUCAGCCCCUCCCCUGGGAGUCUGGCCACGCCCUCCCCAGGUACAUGUGAUUACAAACGAGUGCAGUAUGUCCAAGGUCAAGUCUGGACGGAUGGUUGUGAUUUCAAAUGUCGCUGUGACAACUCCGCCAAGGGUAUCUACACCUGUUCUGAUAGAUGUCCCAAAUAUGACAAUCUCCCUGGAUCCUGCACACUGGUCACCGACCCUAAGGACUCCUGUUGCUUGACGCCUGUCUGCACUGUCCAGCCGGGCACACCUUCCCCAAUCGGUACCCCCACCCCCGGGCCUGGCGUCUCACCCCCACAAGGACACACACCUCAGCCCGGCUCUGGUUCCACCCCAGGAGUCAAUCCAACACCUUACCCAGUCCCGACCGCUGUCCCGGGCAAGAUCGUAGGUCACAUCAACGUGCCUAACCCUACCCCCGGCCCUGGCGGCUUGAUCCCAAGCCCAGUGACCAUCAGACACUGCGAGUACAAGGGAAGCCAGUACAAUCAAGGGCAGACGUGGAGGGACGGGUGUGACUACAACUGUCAGUGUACAGAUUCUCUGUCAGGAAAAUACGAGUGUACAGAGCUCUGUCCACGGUUCGUGCAUCUGCCAGCCUACUGCACCCUCGUCAAGGACCCCGCCAACCCCUGCUGUCAGGUACCCGAGUGUACCCAGGUCCCCGGUACCGCGCAGCCCACCCCUGCUGGACAGACACCCGUCCCAGGGGUGACGUUCACCCCAGUACCCGGCUACUCCCCCUCCCCUGGAGCCACGCCUAACGUGGGACCAGGCGUCACCCCAACACCUAAAGACGUGUGUGUGUACAAGGGCAAGUCUUACACACAGGGCCAGUCUUGGUUUGACGGGUGUGACUACAAGUGCGAGUGUGAAAACGGGGCAGAGGGAGUCUACAGAUGCAACAACAGGUGCCCGUCAUACAACAGCCUCCCGCCCCAGUGCACCUUGACCGCUGACCCGCAGGACCCAUUCUGCUGCAAACUGCCCCACUGUCACUUCGACGCCUCGCAGACCAACACCACCGGCUACGGUCUCAUUCCAACUCUGCCCCCUGGCUCCGUGUCAGGAGGAAAGGCCACCCCAGCCCCUAAUCCUUACGGCAGCCCCACCCCAGGUCCUGUAGUCACCCCCUACCCAGGCUAUACCGGUACCCCCGGGAUUUACCCAACACCAGGCCCUGGUGCUACUCAAGCACCAGACCUGAAAAACGUGUGCGUGUACAAGGGCAAGACAUACACACAGGGACAGAGAUGGCAAGAUGGCUGCGACUUUGACUGUGUGUGCCUCAACAGCUUGACAGGAGCUUACAAAUGUACAGAAAAAUGUCAGCGUUACCCCAGCCUCCCCCCUCAGUGCCAGAUGGUCCAAGACUACCUCAACCCCUGCUGUAAGAAGCCCUACUGUGACUUCAGACCAACCACCACCCUGUUCCCACCCACAUAUCUGCCGGGACAUUCCCCCACCCCUCACACCGGAGGCACCCCUACACCUCAGGCUCCUACACCCACUGGUGUGUGUAUAUAUAACGGUGUGCCCUUCAAGCAAGGCGACUCCUGGAAUGACGGCUGCGACCUCCAGUGCAGCUGCGAAGACGCCAAGUCCGGCUACUACAGGUGUAAUCACAGGUGCCUGAAGUAUGACAACAUCCCUGCCACCUGCAGCCUGCAGACUGACCCCCGGGACAGCUGCUGCAAGGUGCCUUUCUGCGCCCCUGCCAUACAGUCGACCCCCGCACCACACCCCAACACCCCCAGCCCUCUGCCUGGUGUUUCAACUCCGUCGCCAAUGCCCGGGGUGUCUCCAACAUUUGGGCCUGGCUUCUCGCCCAACCCCAGCCCGGGGGUCAACCCCACCCCCAAUCCAUACCCUGUCCCUACAGCUAUCCCUGGGAUUUUGACUGGCAAUGGCGUGAAACCAAAUCAGAACCCUACUGACAACACAACAAUGGGCUGCUUCUACAAGGGCCUGCUCCACAAGCAGGGUGACAAGUGGAUCGACGGAUGUGAGUUCAACUGCGAGUGUGUGGACGCCAAGAGAAGCCGCUACCAGUGUCUGGAGAGGUGCCCUGCAUAUAACAACGUGCCAGCCUAUUGCAUGUUGGUGCCCGACCCCAAGGAUGCGUGCUGCAAGAUUCCGUCUUGUCUCCCCCCACCCAAUAUGAAGUCAACGACCCCCGCACCCCUUCCUGGCGUGUCACACAACACGCAGGGAACUCCUCAACCCGUCGUCACCCUGGCCCCGGGACAGACUUACCCCGCGGGCGUGUCUCCCCCUGUGGGUUUCACCCCAGGACCAGCAACCCCUGUGCCCCAACCUAGAGAGGUUUGCACAUACAAGGGCGUGUCGUACACACAGGGCCAGCAAUUCUAUGACGGCUGUGACAAGGUCUGUGUUUGUGAGAAUGGGAAAACCGGAUUCUACAGAUGCUCAGACAGAUGCACACAGUUCACGAACAUCCCCUCUACGUGCACCCUGGUCGCUGACCCACGGGACCCUGGGUGCUGCCAAGUACCACAGUGUAUCCCCUCCCCAGGUCAACCUGGUUACUCGACCCCCAAGCCCGGCGCUCAACCAACCAUCGUCACCAACAUUCCUGGGUUUGUGACGGGCAAGGCGCCUGUCCCAGGCCCCACCCCCGGGCCUGACGGGAAGAUUCCAACACCUGGCCCAGACGGAAAGUACCCCACCCCUGGCCCGGGAAUGACACCCGCCCCAAGAAGUGGGUGUGACUACAAGGGUACGGUGUACGUGGAGGGUCAGAAGUGGCAGGAUGGCUGCAAGUACAGCUGUGUCUGUGACGACGGCAAGACGGGAAAAUACACCUGCAAUGAAAGGUGCCCCUCCUACCCCAUGUUGCCCCCUCAGUGUACUUUGGCAACGGAUCCUAAAGACUACUGCUGUUAUAUAUCGGUGUGUGACUUUAACAAGCCCAUCGCUACACCAGGACCCCAGCCAAACCCAUUUGCCACCCCUAAACCCAACUAUCAGACACCCUAUCCCGGAGGAACCUACCCCCCAGGGUAUACUCCGCCCACCUUCGCCCCAGGGGUCAGUCCACCCAUCCCUGGGACGCCCUACCCAGGAGGAACCUUCCCUCCAGGAUUUACUCCAGGCAUGAUUUACCCCCCAGGGAUCAGUCCACCCAACCCUAACACGCCGUACCCAGGAGGAACCUACCCCCCAGGGUACACUCAACCCACCUACGCCUCUGGGGUCAGUCCACCCAUUCCUCUGACACCCUACCCAGGAGGCACCUAUCCCCCGGGAUUUACUCCAGGCCUCCCUUACCACAACGGGGUCAGUCCAGCCAUCCCUAACACGCCGUACCCAGGAGGAACCUAUCCCCCAGGGUAUACUCCACCCACCUACGCCGCAGGUGUCAGUCCACCCAUCCCCAGGACGCCCUACCCAGGGGGAACCUUCCCUCCGGGAUAUUCUCCAGGCAUACCAGUCCAGCCUAGCCCUAUACCAACAAUCCCACCAAAUCCUCUUGCCUUCUGUGUAUACAAGGGAGUACCCUACCGCCAAGGUCAGUCCUGGCAAGAUGGCUGCACCAAGAAAUGCCGUUGCGAGGACGCCAUGAACAAUUUCUACACCUGUUUCGACAGAUGUCCAUCUUAUAACCUGAAGGAUGGAUGUUCCCUGGUAACUGACCCCUCGGACCCCUGCUGCCAGGUCCCCAAGUGCAGCUACAUCCCCACCCCCAUGCCGGGCGUCAGCCCCGCCCCUGGUUCUACUGCCACACCCAAGCCUGGAGUCAACCCCACCCUAGGCCCUGGAAUGACCCCCUACCCUAACCCUUCACCCCUCCCCACUGCCAUCCCGGGUCACAUCAGUGGACAUAAUCCGGUGGACGCCAAGCUCAACCCCACCGGCAAAGAGAACUUCUGCCUGUACAAGGGCCAGAUCUUCAAGCAAGGACAACAGUGGGAAGACGGCUGUGACUUCCAUUGUGUAUGUGUGGACCAGUCCACGGGGAAAUACGACUGCACAGAAAAAUGCGGGAAGUACGUGAACAUCCCUCCCUACUGUGUGAUGGUUCAGGACCCCAGCAACACAUGCUGCAAGGUGCCAAGCUGCGCCGGACCCCUGAAUCCUGUCAACACCCCCGCCCCACAGCCAACGCCCAGUCCGGGAGCCACCUACCCACCCGGAGUAUCACCAACUGUACCCGCUGGCGUCUCCCCCGGGAUCGGCGGCACCCCCAUACCCAACCCAAACGUUACUCCCGGGAACCCCAUACCUAAAGACGUGUGUGUCUUCCAAGGCAAGGCGUACACCCAGGGGCAGCAGUGGUACCAGGGGUGUGACAGGGUGUGUGUCUGUGAUGAUGCCCACACCGGCCUCUACUCCUGCAAUGCCAGGUGUCCGACAUACACCAACAUGGCGCCGACCUGUGUAAUGGUGCCCGACCCACAAGACCCCAUCUGUUGUAAGGCACCAAAGUGUGACAACGGCAACGGCAACAGCACCACCGGGGUGAUCGGUACCAUUACUGGUAACGGCCUGCCACCCACCCCCAGGCCUGGACCCACCUACCUCCCGGGCCAGUCCCCGUCCCCCGGCACAGGGGUCACACCCAGCCCGGGUAGCCAAGUCACCCCCACGCCACCAAAGGUGUGUGUAUACAAGGGUGUUUCGUAUAACGAAGGUCAGAAGUGGCAGGACGGCUGUGACUUUGACUGUGUUUGUCUGGAUGGUACAACAGGCAACUACAAAUGUACUGACAGAUGUCCGAGGUACCCCAACCUCCCUGUGACCUGCGUUCUGGCUUACGACCCUGUCAACCCCUGCUGUAAGAAGGCACUGUGCGGUGACCAGGUGCCCACCCCCGGGCCGGGAGUCUCCACCCCUAAACCUGCCACCAUCGUCAACCCCACCCUCUACCCUGGACAAGUGCCCACACCUCAGUUCUGCAUCUACAACGGCGUGCCAUUCAGGCAGGGUCAGAAGUGGAAUGAGGGCUGCGACAAGGUGUGUCGCUGUGAAGACGCUGCCACAAAACAGGUCAACUGUGACGAUAGGUGUCCCGCGUUCCCCUCCAUCCCCUCCGGAUGUUCCCUGGCCACCGACCCCAACGACAAGUGCUGCCACAUCAUCAACUGUGCCAUGAACCCCGGCCAACCAGGCACCAGCAUCACCGGAGUUCCGGGCGUCAUCACUGGACAUGGCCUCCCCUCCACCAGCCUUAACCCAUACAUCACCGGAACCCGGGACGUGUGUAUAUACAACGGGAAGACGUACAAGCAGGGGGAGACCUGGAACGACGGCUGCACCUACAACUGCGUCUGCAUCGACGCCAACAGCGGCAAAUAUCAGUGUACAGAGAAAUGCCCACGGUAUCCUCCACUGCCAUCAACAUGCACAAUGGUUCAGGACAAGACCAACGUUUGCUGCAUGAAGCCCUAUUGCCCUGACCGCGUCCCAACCCCCGGACCCAAUCUGACGCCAGCCCCCGGAGUCUCGACCCCAAAGCCAGGAGUAUCUACCCCAACCCCCGGGCCGGGUGUGUCACCCUCAGCUGGUUCACAUACCCCCUCGAUUGGAGGAACACCCACCCCUGUCGACAUGUGCGUGUACAAGGGUCAGCAGUACAAGCAGGGCCAGAUGUGGUAUGACGGAUGUAACGCCAAGUGCCGCUGUGAGGAUGCCAAGAAUAACUUCCACAGGUGCCAACAGAGGUGCGCCGCCUUCACAAGCGUUCCUGCUUCUUGCACCCUGGUGCCCGACCCGAAGGAUCCCAUGUGCUGCGAGGUCCCCAGCUGUCCCCUCCCCACACCAGCACCAGGCGUCUACCCUACCCCAGGCUUCCUGACAGUCACGGGGGGACCCACGGGGGUCAUCACAGGCAACGGUCUGAUCCCAACCCCUAAACCAGGCCAACCACCACUACAGCCAGGAGUGACGCCAUCCCCAUACCCAUUCGUGUCCCCUGGGGUAGCGGUCACGCCCUCCCCCGGUAGCGCUGUCACGCCACUACCCAAGACAGGUUGCUACUACAAGAACCAUGUUUACAAGAAGGGACAGUCUUGGGCCGAUGGCUGCGACUUUAACUGCAUCUGCCUCGACGAUGUCACCGGCAAAUAUAAGUGUAGUGAGAAAUGUCAGAAGUUCCCCACCCUGCCGACGCAAUGUGUGCUGAUCCAGGACCCCAGCGACAAGUGCUGCAAGAAGCCCUACUGUGACUUCAUGAACCCCACCCCCUUCCCAGGCGGUGUCCCCACCCCUGCUGGUGUGGCCACACCCACACCUGUCCCAGGCAUCAACCCUAACGCUUCACCAUCUUCAGCAAGCAUGACCGGGAAUGGCAAUGUUAUAUUUGGCAAACGAGGCUACUGUGUGUACCAAGGCGUGUAUUAUAACCAGGGACAGGAGUGGAACAUUGGGUGCUCCAAGACCUGCCGCUGUGAGGACGUGUCCACCGGCUACUACUCGUGCCACGAGAGGUGCCCCAGCUACGACAACGUCCCCUCCACCUGCCACCUGAUAGCCAGCCCCACCGACCCCUGCUGCCUGGUGCCUGAAUGUAACAAGUUCCCUCCCGUGGGGUACUCCACCAACCCCGCCAUCGUCGGCACCGGCUCCCCGGGGGUCAGCCCAGGAGUGUCGUACCCCAACAUCUCCGGCAUUUACCUCCCCACCAACAUCCCCGGGACCAUCACCGGCAUCAGCGGUAGCAACAACAACUACAACCCACAGUAUGGUGUGAUCGGAUCCGGAAUAAGAACUGUGUGCGUCUACAAAGGACACAUCUACAGCCAGGGCCAGACGUGGAACGACGGCUGCAACUACAAGUGUGAGUGUAUUGACGCCGCCAGAGGGCAGUACAGAUGCUCGGAAAGAUGUCCAAAGUACUAUGGCCUCCCCCCACAAUGUAAGCUGAGUGUCGACCCCGCAGACACCUGCUGUGAGAAGGCCAUCUGUGACUUCACACCCACCCUCAAACCAGGGAUGUCGACUACGACACCAGCACCAACACCUAAAGUUACCGCAGGCGUCGCCAUUGGGAAGUGCGUGUACACGGAUGGGUCUAUCCACAACCAGGGCGACAUCUGGAGUGACGGCUGCGACUUUGACUGCAAGUGCAACGAUGCCAGCAAAAACAUCUACAAAUGUACCCAGAAGUGCCAGGCGUACUCCAGUCUGCCCAAGUACUGCCACCUCCAGCCCGACCCCGCGGACAAAUGCUGCGAGGCCCCAGUUUGUACGGGUGGGGUUAACGCCCUCUCCGGCAACAGCAAGCCAACCGCUUCCCCCACGCUGGACCCCACAAUCCAGAACAUCGUCCCACUCGGCACCCACACCAUCUUCACGGGGACGAGCCAAGUCAGUGCCAUCCCCGGGAUGCAGCAUACGGUUGGCGGGAGAAGCGUGUGCGUUUACGAUGGCAAGACGUACACCCAAGGUCAGUCAUGGGAUGACGGUUGUAAGUACGUCUGUACUUGCAACGACGCCAACGCUGGACGCUACCAGUGCACGUCAAAAUGCCCCAACUUCCCUCCCCUGCCAAACUACUGUAAGAUGGUAAGCAUCCCAGGCCAGUGUUGUCCCAGCCUCACCUGUAAUGUGCCAGGCAAGGGAACGUACGUCCCUGUUCCCCAACUGGUCCCAAGCCUCCCACCAACUCCCGACUCCCUCGGCAACACCCCUACACCAUCAACGGGUGCACAACAGCUUCUAGUGGGACCUGCUGGAGGCAGCGUCUUCGGUGGCGUCAACCUCCCCGGUGCGGGAGCAACUGUACCUCCUGGACAAACUAUCACUGGACUGAGAGGCGUCUGUGUCUACAACAAGCAGAUGUACCACCAGGGUGAGAAGUGGCAGGAUGGCUGCACCUACGACUGUGAGUGUCUCGACGCCAGGUCUGGAUACUAUUCCUGCAAACCCAUGUGUCCGAGUUACGACAACCUGCCCAGCGACUGCUACAUGGUGAAACCUCAGACAGGAUGCUGCUCGUCCCCGGUGUGCAAGAAGCCGGACGGCACCAUCAUCAACCCCAUCGUCAACCCUGGCGUUUACCCCGUGUUCGGCUCCUUCAGUGGCGGCUUCAGUGGCUUCCGACCAGGCUACAACGUGGGAUACGGCCAAACUAUCGGCGGCUCGUCAGCCGGGUGUGUAUACAAGGGCACUGUAUACCAGCAGGGGCAGAAGUGGGACGACGCCUGUGAUUACCGCUGUGAAUGUACCGAUGCCAAGACGAGGCAGUACAGAUGUAACCCAAUGUGCCCCUCAUACACGUCUCUGCCCGCCCCCUGCCGACUGAAACCGACCCAGGGGUGCUGUAAGGCCGUCGACUGUAGCGCCCAGGUCACAGCCUCCCCGUCCCCGUCAGCGGACCCGAACUGUAAGGACGUGAAACCCAACUGUGAGGUGUACGGCACCUACGCUUGCACGGGACAAUACGAGUCAUGGGCAAGAGUUAAUUGUGCAGCUUUCUGUGGACUGUGCCCCAAACCCACAGUGGCUACAGCAUGUGCUGACGUGCUGGACAACUGUGCCAAGUAUGGGGUCAGCUCCUGCAGCGGUCCCUAUGAGGCUUGGGCGGUCAAGAACUGCGCAAAGACUUGCAACAAGUGUCCGACUGGACAGGUUACGACGACGCCAGCUCCUGUACUUGUCGGAGCCUGCACCGACGUCCUCACCAACUGUCCCUCCUACGGCGCCCAGUCCUGCAAAGACCCGUACGAAACAUGGGCAAAGGCUAACUGCAAACGUACCUGUGGCUUCUGUCCCCACGAGCAAAUUGUCACCGGUCAGUCACUCAGCUCCACCAUAACGACGCUGACGGGAGUGCAGAUUUUGUUCGGAUCUGGUUCAUCACAAGGGUGGUUGAUCUUAAUGAAGGGCGUGGCAGGAGUCCCCGGAGACCUGUAUCAGUUGUGGUCUGGGUCGGGCACCUCCAACCAGUAUAACUCCAAGGCCAUGGACCUGACCAACAACUUCAAGGGUCACUACAAACCAGACUUCGCCAACCGAUGGAAUGAAUGCAAGUUUGACCAGAUUAAGCUGUCUAUCUACAAGAAUGGUGUGGAGAAAGCUAACAUCAUAUUCAACGCCACGGGUGCCACCAAGAACGACUGGAUGGACCCCAGCAGGAUAAUCUCCUCCACCUACGUCGACAUAAAAAACGCCGUUCAUGGCGUCUUCAGCCUCAAGGGCGAUGCCAACAGCGGUCGGGAAUUCUACGCCAGCAGCGAGUCUAAUGGUUGCGACGCCUAUGGGUGGAUGAUGAUAUCCACAAAGGGCAACUGCUUCUAUGAGAGACUAGCAGACAAACCAGCAUUCUACUACUCACCCACCGAAACAAGAUCUCACUGGGGAUUCACCAACCCCGGCGAGGGCGACGUCAUGACCAUCAGUGGCCAUGGGGGAAAAUGUGGAGGUUCGCAAACGGGAAAUCAAAACACUAACAAGUGUCUGUAUAAGGGCAAGAGCUACAAGACGGGAGACAACUGGCAGGAUGGCUGCACAUUCAACUGCACCUGCGUCGACGACACAAAAGCCUUCUACAGAUGCUCAGACUUAUGCCAAGCGUUCCCCAACCUCCCCCCUAACUGUAAGCUUGAGAAGCAGCCAGGACAGUGCUGUAGUACGCCUAUAUGUCACGAGGAUAAAGGUUCGUGUGUCUACAAGGGCCGCACAUACUCUGAGGGACAGACUUGGGACGACGGCUGCGACUACACGUGCACGUGUGUAGAUGGGACAAGGGCGUUCUACCAGUGCAAGACAAAGUGUUUGCAGUGGAAUCUUCCUGACCAGUGCCACCUGGACAGUGCCCCUGCGGGAAAAUGCUGUCCGAUACCUAAGUGCCCCACUGGCUUCGUCAUCAACUACCCCGUGGGGUACACAGAACAGUAAACGAACAGCCACCAGAGGCGCUUCAGACGCCAAAUGUAUUUUUUAUAUAAUAAAACAUGUUAUACAUGA